This is a messenger RNA of Phragmites australis (common reed), 1443 nucleotides long. RefSeq names its product putative UPF0496 protein 2. The record is from RefSeq and is a predicted model, not a curated record. NCBI's taxonomy places the organism in Eukaryota, Viridiplantae, Streptophyta, Magnoliopsida, Poales, Poaceae. The transcript has a single exon. The coding region runs from base 123 to 1274 and encodes 383 amino acids.
ACGCUUUCUACUGUAUAUAUACGCCACGUUGCUUUGGUUUGCCCAGCUUGUUGCGUUGUUUGUUGCGUGCUGGCUCCAUCGAUCUCAUCUCCUACUCCAACUCGAUCGAUGCAGCUGACACCAUGGACAGGAGCAACUCCACCCCUUCCAGCACUCCGGCGCGGCUUCGGCCGCGCAGCUCGCUCGACGUCGACGAGGAGUACGACAGCGCCUUCAAGUCCAAGUCCUUCCUCGACCUGUGGUCGCACGCGCACCACCACCUCAGGCACACCUUCACUUCAUUCAAGCCGUCAUCCUCCAAGUCGAGCGUCAGAGACUCGUGCCAUGACGAUGAGGUCGACACGGCGGCGGCGGCGGCGGCUAUGGAGCAGUCGUGCUCGUACACCGUUCUUGGCGACUUCGUUCUGGAGCCGAGCCCGGAGGUGCUUUCGCGGGAAAGUCGGCAGCGGCGACGGCGAAGGAGGCGCCGCGUGGAGACGCUACUGAUCGAGUACUUCGACGUGACGCAGGAUGCCUGCGAGGCGUGCUCCUCGCUGCUCGUCGCCAUCGGCGCGGCGCGGCGCCACCACCUCACACUCUGCCGGCUGCUCCUCCGGAUGGAGGGCAGCGACAGCCCUGCCGCGAGCGACGCGCUCACGGCGCACGUCCGCCUCGAUAACCCGCUCUCGCCGGGCUGCCUCUCCGGGUUCCACGAGGUGCACGCGCGGUGCAGCCCGCUGGCCUCGCGCCUGGCCGCGGCGCAGCGACGGCUCCGGAGGCUCGCCCGGGCGGCGCGCGUCGUGCGGGGCACGGCCGCGGCGGCCCUAGUCGCCGCGUGCGCGGCCGCCAUCGUUGCCGCGGUGGUGUUCGCCGCGCACGCCGUGGUGGGCAUCGGAGCGGCGGCCGCGGCCGUCGGCGCCAGCCCCGCGGCCGACAAGGUCAGCGAGCGGCACUACGCGCGCGCGGGGGCCACGGUGGACGCAGCCGCUCGCGGCGCGUACAUCGUGGGGCGGGACCUGGACACGGUAAGCCGCAUGGUGCGGCGCGCGCACGAUGAGCUGGAGCACGGGCGCGACGUGGCGCGCAUCGCGAUGCGCGGCCACGGCGAGCGGCCGCUGCUGCUGGAGGUUGCCAGGGAGGAGGAGGAGUGCGGGGAGGACCUCAGGGCGCAGCUGGAGGAGCUGGAGGAGCACGUCUGCCUCUGCCUGAUCACCAUCAACCGGAGCAGGAGGAUGGUGGCUCACGAGAUGACUCGAGGCUUGCCCUCGCUGGAGACGACGCCGUCGCAAAAUUAGUUUGUUUUUCCUUUUUUUUAAAAAAGCAAACAAUUGGUUGUGAAUUGAUUUGUUAAUAUUUGUCCAUAAUUUUCGAUCGUAUGAUUCUAGAGUAGAAACGUGAAGAAAUAAUUUUCGAUAGUAUGAUUCUAGAGUAGAAAUGUGAAGAAUUAACUUUCGAUAGUAUGAU